Hibiscus syriacus is the source of this 604-nucleotide messenger RNA. RefSeq names its product protein LIGHT-DEPENDENT SHORT HYPOCOTYLS 7-like. The record is from RefSeq and is a predicted model, not a curated record. Gene Ontology annotation, biological process: response to light stimulus; mRNA transcription. The coding region runs from base 38 to 604 and encodes 188 amino acids. NCBI's taxonomy places the organism in Eukaryota, Viridiplantae, Streptophyta, Magnoliopsida, Malvales, Malvaceae. Gene Ontology annotation, cellular component: nucleus. The transcript has a single exon.
UUCUUUUCACCCUUUCUUCUUUGAUUAGGUGAAUACAAUGAUGUCAAUCAACAAAGGGAAGGGAAUAGCUGAAGGUUCUUCAAUACCAGCUGGUGUAGGUGUUGGUGUUGAUGCUGUUGGUGGUGGUGAUAAGCAGAAUCCGCCGCCGUUGAGCCGGUACGAGUCACAGAAGCGUCGGGACUGGAACACUUUUGGGCGGUACUUAAGAAGCCGAAGGCCUCCGGUCGGGUUUUCGCAGUUUAACGCGGAUCAUGUCCUCGAAUUCCUUGGUUACCUCGACCAAUUCGGUAAGACCAAGGUGCACUUACAAGGUUGCGUGUUCUUCGGGCAACCGGAACCGCAGGGGCCGUGUACGUGCCCGCUCAGACAAGCUUGGGGUAGCCUCGACUCUCUCAUCGGUCGACUCCGGGCCGCUUACGAAGAGAAUGGCGGGUUGCCUGAGACCAAUCCUUUUGCCAGUUGUGCUAUAAGGAUUUACCUUCGUGAAGUGAGGGAUUCCCAGGCUAAAGCUCGGGGGAUUCCUUGCAAGAAGAAGAAGAGGAGGAGGAGGAAUCCAUUGAAGACUAAUGAAGUUAGCUCAAGCUUCACCAUUCAGCAGCCUUGA